AAUAAACGAUAUUUUUGCAAUGAUUAGUUUUGCAGACAGUUUUGUGGGCUUAUUAGUUUCUGCACGGUAAUAAAAACGUGUUCAGAAACAAAAGUUGUCAUUACCUACCUAUAUACAUAAACUAAUAAACAAUAACUAAUGCAAACAUUACCCACACAAUAAACGCAAGUAGAUAAAAGAUGUCGAGAUAACACUGUAUGAGUUAAUUCCGAAAGACACUGACACAAUGUUAGUCAGUGAUUGCGAUUACUAUUAAAAUUCUAAUUAUAUGUGUUAAUAGUUUCCGAUUAAUUAAAAUAAGUUAAUACAUAUUUUUGCAAUAUGACACCUGCUAUUGUUUGUGAUAUUUUAGUGAUUAUGUGUUUUGUGCACUCUGUUUUAGCUACCAAUAACAUAAAUAAUAAUCUACAGCAAAUAGAUUUUGGCUUGGAGGAAGAACAGGAUUUUCCUUAUCAAGUAUCCGUCCAUUUGAAUUAUAACAACCAAUUUGUUUGUGGAGCAGUAGUAAUCGCUGAAGAUCAAGUACUUACUUUGGCGCAUUGUCUUUAUUACGAUUGGGGAGGUCUUUUACCGCCUAUAAUAAUAUCUGUUAAUAGCGGCGGAAAAAUGUUAAAUACUGAAGAGUAUGAAUCUUUUUCUGUAUCUGAUAUAAGAUUUCAUAAAGAGUUCAACACAUCUGAGAUGAAAUAUGAUUUAGCCGUGUUAGAUAUACCAGUUAAGUUGAUGUCAAAAAACUCACCCAUCAUUCCCAUAGGAUUACAAAGUGAUUCGAUGCCUUCCAGGUACGACAACUGUAUAGCUAUUGGAUGGAAUAACGUUUCUGCUAAUCAGGAGGUAAUAGAUGUGAUUUUGACUGAUUGUAAUAUUGAAACGUCUACAAAAAUGUGCGCAAAACAUAAGGCGCAAAAUGAAACUUUAUGUAACAUGGUUCCUGGCAGUUUGUUGGUAUGCAGUUCUACACUUGUAGGUAUUAUGUCCGUAGUCCCGGAAUGUGAUUCCACCAACCAAAUAUCUCUUUUUGAGAGUGCUAGACAUGCUAAAGAUUUAUUGAUAUCGUCCGCUGCAUCUGUAGCCGUAGGGUUUCCAUCAAUACUAAUAUGGAUUUACAGUAUUCUUACAAUACUUAUAAAUACUUUUAUACGAUGAAUGUUUAAAUCAAUUUAAAUACUAUGUACCUAAUAUAAAUAAUAAAUGCUGUGAAUGCUU
Messenger RNA from Diabrotica virgifera virgifera (western corn rootworm), 1206 nucleotides. Its product is annotated as chymotrypsin-1-like. NCBI's taxonomy places the organism in Eukaryota, Metazoa, Arthropoda, Insecta, Coleoptera, Chrysomelidae. The record is from RefSeq and is a predicted model, not a curated record. The transcript has 6 exons. Bases 322 to 1146 code for a protein of 274 amino acids. Gene Ontology annotation, biological process: proteolysis. Gene Ontology annotation, molecular function: serine-type endopeptidase activity.